This is a messenger RNA of Cyprinodon tularosa, 1961 nucleotides long. Its product is annotated as nuclear factor 7, brain-like. The record is from RefSeq and is a predicted model, not a curated record. Gene Ontology annotation, molecular function: protein binding; zinc ion binding. The coding region runs from base 445 to 1821 and encodes 458 amino acids. Lineage: Eukaryota; Metazoa; Chordata; Actinopteri; Cyprinodontiformes; Cyprinodontidae. The transcript has 2 exons.
AAGGAACAAUGGAAAGACCUUAAUGUUUAUUGGACUUCGUCAGAAUGAAAGAGCUGCAUUACUAAGAACGAUUUAUUACUCAGUCUUCAGAGGAGAUGGUACAUUUUGAUAAAUAUUUCUGACAGUAUAACUUUGGAAUGAAAUAUGUCAGUUAUGUGUUAAAGAGCAGGUAUAACAGGUUUUUAUCUCUGCCCAUUUCCCCUGAACUAAAGCAGGAAACAGUUUCUGGAUUUUGGUCCCUAAACAGAAACUCUUAGGAAAGGUGGAAUCAUUUACUAAAGACAUUUACUGACUGAGCCUCUCAGAGAUCAGACUUUCACCUUCAGACCAAACUAGCAGCUUCCUCUGAGUGAGUCCAGCUGCAGGAGAGAAAAGUGGAAACCUCCAACACUGCUGCUUCAGGCUGCUCACACUCCACACACUGAAGCUUCACUCAGAGACUAAAUGGCUUCCAGGUUAGAGGAGGAUCUCUGCUGUCCGGUCUGUCAGGACGUCUUUAAGGAUCCAGUUGUUCUGUCAUGUAGCCACAGCUUCUGUAAGGAGUGUCUGAAGAACUGCUGGAAAGUAAAAAACAGACAAACAUGUCCUGUUUGUAGGAAACCAUCUUCAACAGACGAUCCUCCAGUUAGUCUGAAUCUAAAGAACCUGUGUGAGACCUUCUUACAGCAGAGAGAGCAGAGAGCUUCAGAGGAUCUCUGCAGUCUGCACUCUGAGAAACUCAGACUCUUCUGUCUGGACCAUCAGCAGCCAGUGUGUCUCGUCUGCAGAGAUUCAGAAAAACACACCGAGCACAGAUUCAGACCCAUCGAUGAAGCUGCUCAGCAACACAAGAAGAAACUUCAGGAAACUCUGGAAGCUUUGAAGGAGAAGCUGGAGGUCAGGAAGAAAGUUCAGGAGGAGUUUGAUCAGACAGCAGAACACAUGAAGGUCCAGGCCCGACACACAGAGAGGCUGAUUAAGGAGCAGUUUAAGAAGCUUCAUCAGUUUCUAGCAGAGGAAGAGGAGGCCAGGCUGGCUGCACUGAGGGAGGAAGAGGAGCAGAAGAGAGGGAUGAUGAAGGAGAAGAUGGAGGCUCUGAGCAGAGAGAUAGCAGCUCUUUCAGACACAGUCAGAGCCACAGAGGAGGAGCUGAGAGCUGAAGACGUCUCAUUCCUGCACAACUACAAGGCUGCAGUGGAAAGAGUCCAGCGCUGCCCCCUGCUGGAGGAUCCACAGCUGCCCUCAGGAGCUCUGAUAGACCAGGCCAAACAUCUGGGCAACCUGGCCUUCAACAUCUGGAGCAACAUGAAGAACAUGGUGUCCUACACUCCUCUCAUCCUGGACCCAAACACUGCUCACCCAGAACUAAUACUGUCUGAAGAUCUGACCGGUAUGACUAGAGGAGAGGAACAGAAGCUUCCUGAUAAUCCAGAGAGGUUUGCCUGGUUUUCUGUCCUGAGUUCUGAGGGCUUUAACUCAGGGAACCACAGCUGGGAUGUUGAUGUUGGAGACAGUGCAGGCUGGAAUGUUGGUGUGUUAGCAGAGUCUGUCCCGAGGAAGGGAUACAUUGAGUCUGGGCUGUUGGCUAUGAAGUAUCUUUUAGGUACAUACUCAGCAGAGUCUCCAUCAGCUCUUUCCAAAGUUAUUGUUAUACAGAAGAAGCUCCAGAGGAUCAGAGUGAAUUUGGACUGGGACAGAGGAAAGCUGUCCUUCUCUGAUCUGGACACUAACACACACAUACACACCUUCACACACACCUUCACUGACAAGAUGUUUCCAUUCAUCUACACCAGCUUUAAAGUUAAAAUUUUACCCACGGAGAUCUCACUGAGUAAACAGUAGCUCGGAUAUUCUCAGCGUGAAGAACACAAAGUGCAGUCUUUUGUGGUAAAAUUUCUUAGUUUUUUUAUUUAUUUCAAGGUGACUGAGAACUCUUGACAGCAUUAGAGAAUUUGGAGACGACGUAAGUUGUGUGAUAAUAC